AUGCAUCCAACUCCAAAUUUGAAGUUCGUUCAGUUCAAUGCGCAUUUGACCUUAACGCUGAACUAUGUUGCAGGUACGGUAAUUCCAGAGAGCAAUAUGCGAUUUGUGCUUGUCACUAUUAUUGUCGCUCUAUGCAUUGGCAUUUCUCUCUCACAGAUGACAUUCAGCGACCAUUGGAGUAAGAAAAGCUUACCCGGACCAGCUUUCCCACGAUACAAGCCAAGAGAGAGUGAGUCGUCUUCACAACAAAAACCGGCUCAGCAACAGCAAUUUUGUCAAGAAGAAAAAGUGACGGAUGCAUUAGCACAGCUGGCUCAACUUGGUGAAGCGCAGAACAUGCUUACCAGCUAUCUCAACACUUGCUAUCAAAGUCGACCCCGAGUCUGA
Haemonchus placei is the source of this 387-nucleotide messenger RNA. The record is from the annotation of a GenBank genome assembly. NCBI's taxonomy places the organism in Eukaryota, Metazoa, Nematoda, Chromadorea, Rhabditida, Trichostrongylidae.